Molecule: messenger RNA, 1941 nt
Organism: Priceomyces carsonii
Lineage: Eukaryota; Fungi; Ascomycota; Pichiomycetes; Serinales; Debaryomycetaceae
Product: putative ATP-dependent RNA helicase
Exons: 1
Coding region: 1-1941 (646 amino acids)
Molecular function (GO): ATP binding; nucleic acid binding
Source: RefSeq, a predicted model, not a curated record
AUGUUCGCCCCCAGGUUUGAUCCCUCAAGGGUUCUAGAUGACCAGGGAGACAACUUGAUACUGUCAAGGGCCCAAAAACUGGGUAAAAGAAGGCUCAGUCUGACUUCAUUUGAUGACCAAGAGAAGCUGAUAUCAGAAUUGAGUGAAGAUGAUACUGAGAACUCCCACGAAAGUUCACUGGAGCAUUCUAUUGACGGAUCCAGCGACGAAUCUAGUGACGUAUCUAGUGAUGAAGAGAACGACGGAAUUGUUGAUGUAGAAAAUGAGAUGGCUAUUGAGCAUAUCGACGAUAAUGAAGAAAUUGAGACUACGGAAGUCGAAGCUUCUACCUUAAGGAUGAGCCGAAACAAGGAAUCAGAUAUGGAAAUCGACGAAGCAUCAGAUUCACAGUAUAAAUCAAAGCACAAGGCUCUUUUUCUGAAAUUCAGGAGUCUGGUAAAAAGAGAAAGUGAUUCUGAAAAUGAAACUCCAGAGGACUUCGAGAAACAAGACCUAGCCCCAUUACCUCAACCUCCAUUGCCAAGAGACAAGAAGCUUGUCUCUACUUUAGCAUAUUCGAAUAAUCUUAAUUGGUUAGCGACUCCGAAAUACAGCUCUCCUAGCGACAAGAAACCUUUCAAAGACAUACCAUUAUCUAGUGUACUCUUGAGAAAUCUAGAGAAGAUGGGAUUUGGGGAAGCCUUUUCGGUACAGAUAUCUGUACUCGACAUAAUCCUCAAGGAUAUCGAAAAGAACAAACUCCGUCCAGAUUUUAUGGGGGACAUAUUAGUGAAUGCAUCUACUGGAUCAGGAAAGACGUUAGCAUAUCUGAUUCCAAUAGUAGAGGCAUUAUAUCGACGCAUAGUACCACGAAUCAGAGCAAUAAUCUUGGUUCCAACUCGACCUUUAAUAAAUCAAGUUAAAGCAACAAUAUUGGAGCUUUCAAAGGGGACCAAUUUGUCUGUGGCGAGUCUAAAGAAUGAUAUAUCAAUUAAAGAAGAAGGUGAAAAAAUAACCAGUAGUGAGCCAGAUAUCCUUGUUUCCACUCCUGGUCGUCUAGUUGACCAUUUGAAUAAUAACACGGUUAGUUUGAGGAAUUUAAGAUUUCUUGUGAUAGAUGAAGCAGAUCGUUUGUUGAACCAAUCAUUUCAGAACUGGUGCCAAGUAUUAAACUCUAAGCUUCCGAAGCCUUCGGAUAUUUCACAUUCAUGGGAGUCUACCGUCCAAAAGCUUGUGUUUUCGGCUACUUUAACCACAGAUGCCGGUAAACUUGCAUUAUUGAAUUUUCAGAAGCCUAGACUUAUUAUCGUCAACGAUAAUGAAAGCUUGGUCAAUGAGUUAUUUACUGUUCCCAGAUUAUUGGAAGAACUUAAGUUACGUUUUGGCUCUGCAAAAUCUCCUAUAAAGCCGUUGAUCUUAGCAAAGUUUUUGAUUCAAAAUAAUAAACUUGAGAAUGUGUUGGUUUUUGCAAAGUCCAAUGAGUCCACCAUGAGACUAGCAAGAUUAUUAAAUAUCCUUCUAUCUAGAUUGCAACCAGAAAAAACUAUCAAUGUCACUUAUAUGAACUCCACAAAUAAUAAAAGUUCUUCAAGGACGAAGAUACUAAAAGAUUUUGCAAACCAAUCUAUUAACAUUCUCGUUGCUACAGAUUUGAUUGCUCGUGGGAUUGACGUACUUUCAAUCACCGAUGUCGUAAACUACGAUCUCCCAAACUCUUCUAGAGAGUACGUACAUAGAGUGGGACGUACUGCUAGAGCUAAUAGGAACGGUUUUGCCUACAAUUUGUGUUUUGGGAAAGGUGAAGACAAGUGGUUUGUUAAACUAAUGAGUAAUAUCGGUCGCGCUAACAAGGAAGUGUUAGACCAGCCAGUAGAUUUCAAAGACCUCGUAUCUAGCCAAGAUGUAAAGAUAUACGAGGAAUGUCUUGAAUUAUUAAAAGACGAGACACUUAAAAGCAUAUAA